Messenger RNA from Harpia harpyja (harpy eagle), 696 nucleotides. Its product is annotated as C-C motif chemokine 4-like. Gene Ontology annotation, cellular component: extracellular region. Gene Ontology annotation, molecular function: CCR chemokine receptor binding; chemokine activity. Gene Ontology annotation, biological process: positive regulation of ERK1 and ERK2 cascade; cellular response to interleukin-1; chemokine-mediated signaling pathway. The record is from RefSeq and is a predicted model, not a curated record. Lineage: Eukaryota; Metazoa; Chordata; Aves; Accipitriformes; Accipitridae. The transcript is spliced from 3 exons. Bases 63 to 335 code for a protein of 90 amino acids.
AGUCUGAGCUGCAUCUGCCAGAGCUUCUAGUCCUGCUCUGACUGCCCUCAACCUACGGGAAGAUGAAGGUCUCUCCAGCCGUUUUUGCUCUUCUCCUCAUUGCAGCCUCUUGCUCCCAAACUUUCUCUGGCCCAGUUGGAUCCGACCUCCGAAUCUGCUGCUUCUCUUACACACACCACAAACUCCCGCAGAGGCUCGUCCUGCGUUAUUACAGCACCAGCACCACUUGCACCCUGCCAGCCAUUGUGUUCAUCACAAAGAAAGGGCGCCAGGUCUGUGCCAAUCCCAGUGACACCUGGGUUCAAAGUUACCUGCAAAAUUUGAAGCAGAACUGAGCAAAGCAAGAUGGCAAGCGUAACUGCUGUCAUGCACAAGUCGCGUUAUCCUGAGCUCCUCCGAUGGAGCAGGACACUGGGGCAACAGGAGCUGCACAAGCCCAUGUCAUCUGCAGGCAGCUCCAAGGGACUGCUGGAAGGACACCACGAGACACCUUGUGUUGGGGUGCUACUGCUUGCCCUCAGCUUGCACGGACCAGUCUGCAACCCCAUCCCUCUGCCCUGACACCUCCACCUGUGGCCUGGGGAGGCUCAUGGGACUGCACCUCUAUAGUUCUUACAUUAUUUUAAAUUAUUUAAGAAAUUGUCAUAUGGUAUAGGCAGUACUUUCUUCUGUGGAUAAUAAUGCUAUUUAUGGGAG